Messenger RNA from Centropristis striata (black sea bass), 1159 nucleotides. Its product is annotated as H-2 class II histocompatibility antigen, I-E beta chain-like. Gene Ontology annotation, cellular component: membrane; MHC class II protein complex. The transcript has 6 exons. Lineage: Eukaryota; Metazoa; Chordata; Actinopteri; Perciformes; Serranidae. Gene Ontology annotation, biological process: immune response; immunoglobulin production involved in immunoglobulin-mediated immune response; peptide antigen assembly with MHC class II protein complex. The record is from RefSeq and is a predicted model, not a curated record. Gene Ontology annotation, molecular function: MHC class II protein complex binding. The coding region runs from base 74 to 817 and encodes 247 amino acids.
CAUGUGAUCAUUCUCUGGUUUUUAGAGCGUCUCUCAGUCAGACUGGAUCAGUUUGUCAAGAGAACAGAAGAACAUGGCUUCAUCCUUUCUCCUCGUCCUCUUCAUCAGCCUCCACACAGCAGAUGGAUUCAUGGAAUAUGCGGUGAACAGUUGUGAGUUUAACUCCAGUGAGCUGAAGGACAUCGAGUUCAUCAGGUCUUAUUAUUACAACAGAGACGAGUACGCCAGGUUCAGCAGCAAUGUGGGGAAGUUUGUUGGAUACAAUGAGUGGGGAAUGAAGAACGCAGAGUACUGGAACAAUAAUCCUUCAGAAAUGGCUCUGGUGAUCAAUGAGAAGGAGAGGUACUGUGGACACAACGUCGGGAUCUGGUCCAGCAACAUUCUGACUAAAUCAGCUGAGCCGUACGUCAGACUGAGAUCCGUGACUCCCUCCGGUGGAUCCCAUCCCUCCAUGCUGGUCUGCAGCGUCUACGACUUCUUCCCCAAACUGAUCCGGGUCCGCUGGAUCAGAGACGGACAGGAAGUCACCUCUGAUGUCACUUCCACUGACGAGCUGGCAGACGGAGACUGGUACUACCAGGUCCACUCCCACCUGGAGUACACGCCCAGGUCUGGAGAGAAGAUCUCCUGUGUGGUGGAGCACGCCAGUCUGAAAGAACCUCUGGUCACUGACUGGGACCCGUCCAUGCCUGAGUCUGACAGGAACAAGUUUGCCAUCGGAGCCUCAGGACUGAUCCUGGGUCUGGUCUUAUCUCUGGCUGGAUUCAUCUACUACAAGAGGAAGUCCCGAGGAAGGAUUCUGGUCCCCAGUAGUUAAUCCUGGACUUGAUCCUGAUCCUGGUCCUGUAUCUGCCUCUUCAACCUGCUUCGUGUGUUUUUGGCUCAGUAGACCUGCUGGACCAGCUCAACACCUGAUCCUGUAAUGAUCUGGACUCUGAUACCAGCUGGUCUGAUCCUGAUCCAGGACUGCCUCUCCCAGUCCUGGACCAGGUUUAGUCUGGACCUGGACUCUUCUUGUGAUUUGACGCCACUAACCCUGCGCUCUGCUUUAACAACAUUAAUCAUUUAUUUGACAUAUUUUGUCUUUCAGUUUGUUAGAUUUGUAUAUUUCUACUGGAGUGAAAUAUUUUAUCGAUAAUAAACCAGAAAACGUUCUGAG